This is a messenger RNA of Syngnathus acus (greater pipefish), 1404 nucleotides long. It is a transcript of the gene dlx2a, whose product is annotated as distal-less homeobox 2a. Lineage: Eukaryota; Metazoa; Chordata; Actinopteri; Syngnathiformes; Syngnathidae. Bases 137 to 997 code for a protein of 286 amino acids. The record is from RefSeq and is a predicted model, not a curated record. The transcript is spliced from 3 exons. Gene Ontology annotation, biological process: embryo development; cell differentiation; negative regulation of transcription by RNA polymerase II. Gene Ontology annotation, molecular function: DNA-binding transcription factor activity, RNA polymerase II-specific; RNA polymerase II cis-regulatory region sequence-specific DNA binding.
ACGGACCGUGGCAGAUAAUCACAGGCCACUGUGGGAGAGAGACUCUUUUUGCCCACCCUGGGAUGCUUUUCCCCCCCACUCGACAAAGAGCACAACCAGAUUCCGGACGCGUUUGCAUCUUUGCGCACAUUUCGAAAUGACAGGAGUUUUUGAGAACCUCAGCACUGAUAUGCACUCCAACCAGAUGACCUCCACCAACUACCACAGCUUGCACAAGUCGCAGGAGUCGCCCACCUUGCCGGUGUCCACGGCUACGGACAGCAGCUAUUACAACAGCCCGCAGCACGGACACUCAUGCGGCGGAUCGCCCUUUGGACCCCUCGGUUCUUUCCAGUACCAAGGCAGCGGGGCCGGUGCGGUACCGUACAACUCGAAGUCUUACGACAUGGCGGCCUUCAACUCGUCUUACGGCGCCUACGGCAGUUUUGGACCCAGCUCCUCACCCACUCCUGCCGAAACGGAAAAAGAAGAGAGCGAGCCAGAAAUCAGAAUGGUGAAUGGAAAACCAAAGAAGGUCAGGAAACCUCGAACCAUUUAUUCUAGCUUCCAACUGGCCGCGCUCCAAAGGCGCUUCCAAAAAACGCAGUACUUGGCGCUGCCCGAGCGGGCCGAGCUGGCUGCCUCCCUGGGCCUCACGCAGACACAGGUGAAAAUUUGGUUCCAGAACCGCCGUUCCAAGUUCAAGAAGCUGUGGAAAAACGGCGAAAUCGCACCCGAGCAGCACGUCCCCGCCAGCGAGUCUCCUCCGUGCGCCUCCCCGCCCAGCGCAUGGGACUUUCCACAGACUCAAGGCAUGAGUAACUCCACGUUACCUCCGAAUGGCAGCAGUCCGCCCAACAACGGCAGCAGCAGUGCCCCCUCCUCCUCCUCUUCCUCUUCUUCGUUGUCCUCUUUUUUGGCAAAUUACUCGUGGUACUCCAACACGAACUCGAUGAGCCACCUGCAGCCCGCUCUGCUCCACCACAACCCGGCCAUCACUGCCGGGACAAUAUUCUGAAGAAAAAAAAACAACCGGUGACGCUGGUGUUGAAAAAUAUACGUGCGCAUUCAUUUCUGGACGUCUGAGUGGGUCCUACUUUUACGCGCGGAAGGAAAACUGUGGACGUUCGCCACAUUGACCCACAUUUUGGCGGUUAUUUUUCUAUUUAUUUAUUUUGUUUAUGUCCAGGGGUAAAUGAAUGAAUGAAUGGACCGCUUUUAUGCUCGACUUGUUAUUUUUUGACAUGCCGUUUGUUGAUUAUCAUGUUGCCAAAUUCCAACCUUGCCCGUCAGUGAUGUAGCAAAGGUCAACUGUAUCGUGCCUUUUUCGACUUGACCUCAUCUUGUGUGAUAUUUAGUUGUGGGGAAAAAGAGCCAAAAAAAUAAGAAUCUUUUUGGACCGGUUUUUAUUGUCUGCAAAAAAAA